AGGUCGUCGACGUCAAACUCAUGCUGCCUGAUAAACUAAAACAACUGCUAAAUUAGCCAAACGUUACCACUUCGAAACCAGCUCAAACGCUAUUAAAAUCGUGUUGUUUGCUCUGUAUAGUUGCUCUAGUUUGUUUCAAAUUAAAAAUGUCUGGGAAGGCGAAGGAAAUCUUACAAAUGGACCUGUAUGGGUUACUCGGCAUUGAGAGCUCAGCUACAACGAAAGAGAUCAAAAAAGCCUACAGACAGAAGGCACUGACCUGUCAUCCAGACAAGAACCCAGACAACCCCAAAGCAGCGGAGCUCUUCCAUCAGUUGUCCCAGGCUCUUGAAGUUCUCACUGACGCUGCAGCGAAGGCUGCCUACGACAAGAUUUGUGCUGCCAAGAAACAAGCUGAAGAGCGAAACAAGAAAUUAGAUGAUAAAAGGAAGAAAAUUAAACUUGACUUGGAGGCCAGAGAACGGCGAGCAGAGGCUCAGAGCCAGGAGGAAGUGCAAAUCACAAGAACACUUGAAGAAGAGAUCGCCCGCUUGAGGGAGGAGGGAUCCAGACAACUUGAAGAAGAGCAGAGGCUCAUCAGGGAGCAGAUCCAGAGAGAAAGAGAAGCACAGUCAGGAAGCUACAUUCAGAGAGGAGGGGAGAUAUAUUCCCAGAGCAACGUAACCCCAAAACUGAAGUUAAAAUGGAAAUGCAAGAAAGAUGAUGAGCUGAAUGGAGGUUAUUCUCAAGACAUUCUGCUUAAGCUACUUCAUAAGUAUGGGGAUGUUUUAAAUGUGAUCAUAUCGAGUAAGAAGAAAGGAAGUGCUGUUGUGGAGUUUUCGUCUGUGAGAGCAGCUGAACUGGCUGUUAAAAAUGAAAGUGGGCUGAGUGGUAACCCCUUGAAGAUUACAUGGCUGGAAGGACAACCUGAGUUUGUUGCUGCAGCAUCUCAAACCGGCCAUUUCGUGUCUUCACAGAGUUCCCUUUCAAAUGAGCGCGACUAUGAGACGGUAGUGAUGAUGAGGAUGAGGCAGGCCGCCGAACGUCAGAGGCUCAUCGAGCAGAUGCAGAGAGAAGAUGAUGAGGAGGCUGCAAAGUCGUAGCUUUAGUUUCAUAAAGCCUCUUGUGUUUUUCUUUUAUUGUUUUAUUGUAAUAGUGUGGAAAAUAAACCCUUUUGAUAAAAUAAAGCAGUAUUUUCAUUUGUCUUGUUUUCGCCUGUGUAAUGAUAUCGUAUGACUAGGUGCAUUGUAGAGAAGUUAGACCUGCUGUAUGUAGUGACACUCUGCACAGCUACCAACACAAAGCUUAUCGGAAAGGAACUUUGUAAUUGUUAGUUUGAAAUUAUAAAACUUCUAUUAAUUCAGUUUUCCGUCUUGCUUUAAAACUGAGAUUAGCCAGUAAUCAUACUUUAUUUUUAAUAUGUUUUAUGCAUGAUCUGUCGGUGGUCUUUGACCUGUGGAUUAAUUUUAUCAUCAUAUAGGUGAAUCUCAAGUAAAAUGUAAUUAAAAAGUUUAUUUCAAGAAUUCAAAAAGGGAAACUCAUAUGAGGGUGAUUCAUUAAAAACAAUGAUACAUUUCAAGCAUCAAUGAGAUGGUGCUUGAAAUCAAUGUUGGUGAUUAUAACUGACUGUUAACCCCUAAAGGAAACAAAAAUAAAUUGUUUCUCAUAAGCUUGGAACAUUACAUUAUUGUUCAUUUCUAUAUUAAGAAGGGAUAUUUAAUCCAGAAAUGUUGGGUGAAUUACUGCAUCAUUACUGUAAGGACACAACAACUCUGUGGCAAUGUUCUGCUGGCAGCUUGAGCACCACUUUUUCCUUCCACUCAAUUUUCCAGUAAUAUGCUUGUAAACAAAACUGUGAUCACCUAGCUUCUUUAGUUAUUACAUUCCAUUGGUCUUCCUUUCCUGGUGGAGAGAUUCUAUGACUUUCCACUGGACAAAUGUCAAGUCGGCAUCUUUUCCCAU
Gambusia affinis (western mosquitofish) is the source of this 1941-nucleotide messenger RNA. It is a transcript of the gene dnajc17, whose product is annotated as DnaJ (Hsp40) homolog, subfamily C, member 17. Lineage: Eukaryota; Metazoa; Chordata; Actinopteri; Cyprinodontiformes; Poeciliidae. The transcript has 11 exons. Gene Ontology annotation, cellular component: spliceosomal complex. The coding region runs from base 147 to 1082 and encodes 311 amino acids. Gene Ontology annotation, biological process: spliceosomal complex disassembly. The record is from RefSeq and is a predicted model, not a curated record. Gene Ontology annotation, molecular function: RNA binding.